AUGACGACCAUGGAUCUUCGCGUCGGCAAUAAAUACAGAAUCGGCCGCAAAAUUGGCAGCGGCAGUUUCGGUGAUAUUUACCUUGGUACGCAGCAGAAGCCUCUCUCGCCUGAGCGUGAUAUCAGCUCAGCUCGCCUCGCCUCAGCCUUGCUAACAAGUACAGGUACCAACAUCAUCUCUGGCGAGGAGAUUGCCAUUAAGCUCGAGAGCGUCAAGGCAAAGCACCCUCAGCUCGAAUAUGAGGCCCGCGUCUACAAGUCGCUUGCUGGCGGCGUCGGUAUUCCCUUUGUCCGCUGGUUCGGAACCGAGUGUGACUACAACGCCAUGGUCCUGGACCUGCUCGGCCCUUCGCUGGAAGAUCUCUUCAACUUCUGCAACCGCAAGUUCUCGCUGAAGACGGUGCUGCUGCUCGCGGACCAGCUCAUCUCCCGCAUCGAGUACAUCCACGCCAAGUCUUUUAUCCACCGUGAUAUCAAGCCCGACAACUUCCUCAUGGGCAUUGGCAAGCGUGGAAACCAGGUCAACGUCAUUGACUUUGGUCUCGCCAAGAAGUACCGCGACCCCAAGACUCACUUCCACAUUCCUUACCGUGAGAACAAGAACUUGACUGGUACCGCCCGUUAUGCCAGCAUCAACACCCACUUGGGUGUCGAACAAUCCCGCCGUGAUGACAUGGAGUCGCUUGGCUAUGUCAUGCUUUACUUCUGCCGCGGUUCCCUUCCCUGGCAGGGUCUUAAGGCGGCCACCAAGAAGCAGAAAUACGAUCGCAUCAUGGAGAAGAAGAUGACGACUCCCACCGAGGUUCUCUGCCGUGGCUUCCCCAACGAGUUUGCCAUCUACCUCAACUACACUCGCUCGCUGCGUUUUGACGACAAGCCGGACUACUCGUACCUCCGCAAGAUCUUCCGCGAUCUCUUUGUUCGUGAGGGCUUCCAGUACGACUACGUGUUCGACUGGACCGUGUACAAGUACCAGAAGAAUGCCCAAGCCAUCGCCCAGGCUGCCAACCAGGGCCAGGGCGAUGAAGACGACAAGGGUCGCGGACGUCACGUCACAACCACGGCUGCUGCCAAUGCCGGUACCGCUGCUGGCACCAAGCGCGGACCGGUCAACGCACGCCAGGAGGGCACCGGAAUGUGA
Molecule: messenger RNA, 1140 nt
Organism: Exserohilum turcica Et28A
Lineage: Eukaryota; Fungi; Ascomycota; Dothideomycetes; Pleosporales; Pleosporaceae
Exons: 3
Coding region: 1-1140 (379 amino acids)
Biological process (GO): peptidyl-serine phosphorylation; signal transduction; endocytosis
Cellular component (GO): nucleus; cytoplasm
Molecular function (GO): ATP binding; protein serine/threonine kinase activity
Source: RefSeq, a predicted model, not a curated record